UGAAAUAAAUAAAUAAAUAAACCACUACCAGCUUCCCGCCUAAGGUCAUCAGUCUAGCGGGCAGGAGGGCGUUCCACGCUGCGUUUGCCUGUUCGUGGUCUCCACUCGAGAACUCGUCUAUCCCAGUCAGUCAGUGUGUCAAAUAAACGUUUCUAAUUUUUAUCUCUCUCCCAUUGAAUAUCUACGAUUGGUGAGAAGUUUUCACGUGUUUGUCGUAUCGUGCUUGUGUGUGGGAGCCCUUGUUGAAACUGGCAAUAUGUGUAUGUACUAAAUAGUUGUAACAUGCAUCGCAUCGACCAUGCUUGUGUGACUUUGACCCAUUUACCCGUCGCUCUGAAACAACGGACAGUAUGUGGCCUUGGCGCCAAUACAUUCUGAAUAAAAUAUACCUAUCUCUCAUACUUAGUAGUUGUUAUAGGCGAUAUAUAAAUAUUGCAAAAUGAUGCCUGUCUAUAACAAGUUAGAAUAUGCUCUGCUGGUAGAACAACACAACCGGACUGAUUGGCAGCCGGUACAACAUAAAAUACAAACUAGACAAAUUACUAACACCAAAAUUUGAUAUUUUUCAAGCCAAUAACUUCUACGGACGAAGAACAAUAAGAUAUAUAUAUAUAUUCCUCGAUUACUUAAUAACCUACCAAAUUCCUUAAAAGACAACAUGAAUAAAAAUAACAUAAAAUAUAAAUUAAAAGAUCACUAUCUAUCUAUCUACACCGCUAUUAAUUAGUAAAUAAUAUACCUGCCAUGUAAUAUACAGGGUGUGGCGUUAAAAGUGGUCCAAGCUUAAGGGUGUGAUACAUCAUACAAUAACCCAUCAAAUACACAAAUUUGUAAUUAAUGUUACCCAUAUUAUUUGUUUGUUGUUUUUUUUACUAAUUCACUAUUUGUAACAAAACAAAACAUAUUUAUUAAUGUACAAAAACACAUAAAAAAAUAUAUGAAAUAAUUUACAUAUACAUACACAAUACAAAACUAUGACUUUACGGCAAGAAAUCCGAAUGCACAACACCACGAUAGUCAAAUAAAACAGUCAACAUGACUUUGACUAACAAUCGAUCGAUAAAAUCAGAAUUCGCCGCGAGUACUUACUAUACUCUUCCACGGAAACAUCGUUUAAAAAUUGUUUUGAUGGUUAGAUUAUUCGUUGGCGUAUUUGUAUUAUAUUGUGUAUCGUUUCAGAAGCAGCAUACAUUGAAGGUGAUAAAAUAAAUCUGGAUUAAAAGCCAAUAUUUAGUGUUUUAUUUAUUUAAUCCCGAUACUUUUUACACAGAAUGUAUAUCAUUGUAUAUUGCUCUUUCUGCUUACUAAGCAAUUUUUGCAACACCCUAAUAGAAACAGAGUUAAACCUUAAGCCUUAAUAGUCCAAUAAGUACAACAAAGUGUGGUUUAUCAAUUUCAAAUCUGCUUUAUCAUGGUGUUCAAACUAUUUGAUAACAUAAUUCUUACGAAACUGGGCGGAUAUAUCAUUUAAAUUAAAAAGUUUAUCUAUUACGUGUAGUGAUGGCGGCGGCGGCGCGUAUCAGGAUACAUCGGACUAGAUUUGUAAUCUGUGUUGUGGACAGUUAUUUUCCAAAUCAGAAAUAGGUACCACGCCGUUUGUCACGGAUUAGUGUGUCGCCUGGUGUGAUACAGUACUUACUAACAGUGAAAAUAUACGAGACAUCUAUUUCAAAACUUAUACAGUGAAACUUGGUGGCGACCCCAGGCUCGCCCAUACCGUCGACGAGCCGCACGACGCCUGAAGAACUGGCGGAGAUGGAGAUGGCGGCCUUCAGGGGGCUACAGGGAGAUGAUCAGGUCAGUUGGGAUUGCAAUCAAAAUGCGUUGGCUCUCCGGAGGGCCAGUGGGGACAGCAUAGGUGAAACACAGUUCAUUUCCCAGAUCAACUACCAGGAGCUGCAGAACGACUCGGCCACCGACGCCACCUCCACAUCCACCUUCGCCGAAGACUUCCUCGACGAAACAUUACAGCUCGAAGAUGACAUUCACCCCGCCAUGUUGAAUUUAGACCUCGACGAUGGCGCCUCAACCUCCGCUGAUGCAAACUCCUUGCAGUUCGACGAGUUGUCUAUGGCUCCCAGUGAAGACCUGUCGAUACACUGCAGCGCGUUGAAGAGGCCGAAGAAAAGCAGGUCGAAAGAGGAGCAGCAGAUGAGGGAUUUCGAUAUGUGGCAAGCUAGUAACGUUGAAGUUAUGGAGAACCUCCUCAGCAGAAGAUGCCCGCUCGAUGAGCAGAUCAAAUGGGAGGCGAUCGCCACAUCUCGCGGCCUCUGCACGCUCACCGAUAUCUGUACAUGUAACGACUGCCGACGCGCCAAGUACUUAGCUGAGGUCACUGAUGGAGAUGGGGGCAUGGGGGCUGCGCCUCUGUUCAACGCCAUCACCGUUGGAUGCUGUGUGCAGUAAACCUGACGUGUAUCAUUUUGGAGAUUUUUAAACGCCUUUGGCUGAAAGGGAUUUUUCUCUGCACUACCGGUUAGUGGUCAAGCACGUUUGCAAUGUCGCGUGUGAAUGGCUGAAGCUGAUUUGUCUAUUGCAGACUCUGUUUUGAAUGUGGUUGGCUGAAUAUACGACGUCAUUAAUUAUUGAAGUUUUGGUAAAAAUGGCCUCUCACAAUAGAAUUUUGUACGAUACAACAUACUUAAAUUAUUUUGGUUUUAGGUAUGAUAUAGGUAGUUUGAUUUAGUAUACUUACUAUAUUUAGUUAUAAAAAUAAUACAAUAAUAUACUUACGGAUUUUAAUACCGAGCUCAUUUUUAAUAUGAUUUUUUGAUAUUACGCAAUUUAAAAACACAUUUAAUAUGGUAAUUUUUUUCUCUCAGGUUCUGUUUUCCGCUGAUUUAAAAACUACCCAUAAUGUAUGAAAAUGUCAUGAGUUAGUGUUGACAUACACUUAAAAUUGUGAAUUUAUACUGUGUAUAGCUACAUCCCUUUUAAAUUUUUCUAGAGCGAUAGCGAUAAUGGACUGAUGAAUAAUGUGAAAUUCACUUUUCUACCUACACUUUAACACUAUUAAUUCUUGUAGUUUUAUUACGUACUUAUACCUAUAAAUGUGGUAGACUUUAGGAUGUAUACCUAGGUACUGAUUGUCUAAAGAUAUACUCAGUUUAAUAUACUUGUAUAGGUAAAUCUGUAUACUAAUUAUUACCUAUAUGCUUCCAAAUCCUUUCAGUUUACACAAAUAUUUUUCAAUUCCAAUUUUGAAGAUUGUUUAAAAUGGCUCCAUCGUUAUGAAAAAUAAGUCUUGUUAAUCACUGAGAAGGCCAUCGUCACCAUUAUAACUGCAUCAGACUACAUCAGAGGAUGUUACUUAAAUUGUACCUACCUAAGAUUUAAAAGUCUCGUCAAUUUAGAUAGUAUUUGUAGUUUUGAAAAGGAUUGUAUCUAUUGAUGUGAAAUCCUGUAUCCCCUGUGGGGCAAAUGACACAAGUAUACGUGUCUAUUUUACUACCAAUUUACCUGUCUGAUCAUGCCAUCUUUCUUCAUUGGCUAAAGAGCAUGUCAUUAGUAAUA
This is a messenger RNA of Plutella xylostella (diamondback moth), 3513 nucleotides long. The record is from RefSeq and is a predicted model, not a curated record. NCBI's taxonomy places the organism in Eukaryota, Metazoa, Arthropoda, Insecta, Lepidoptera, Plutellidae.